UACUUAAAUAGUAUUUAACGUAGGUAACAAUAUUGAAAAAAUCAAUAAGUUUUACUUAAUUUCCAAGCCACGCUAACAAAAUUCAGUAUUUUACUCUAGACUAGUUUUGAAUCACCAACAAAACACAUACUGAAUAUUCAUUAGAGCAAAAUGCGGAGUGGCCUUACAGCGAUGGCAUGAAAAAUUUUCAAUUAUAUACUUAAGUGUAUCUUCGGACGUCAGAAAUGUAAGUAUAUAAGGAUAUGUGUGAAGAUUUGAGUGUACAGUUGUGUAAUAAUAUGGCGUCAGUACAGAUUGUGUUCCUAGUAAUAGUUUUUUUAGUGGGGGUGGGUUUGUGUCAAAAUAAUGCGACGGUUGCCCCUGCAGCAACUACUGCGGCCACUGCAUCAUCGUCUUCCUCUUCAUCCAUAUCGACGUCUUCUACUACAACUACGCAAUCAAUGUUUCAAAAUUUUAACUCGAUGCUAACUGCAGUUCCGAAGAGCUUCAUGGAAGCUUGUGAAUAUGGAAAGAAAGCCGUGGUAAAUGUCUUGGAAUCAAUACUUGCCCAGAAACAAAAGUUUUUAUCACAAUUAUAAUACGUUUUAAAUUAAA
Molecule: messenger RNA, 594 nt
Organism: Helicoverpa zea (corn earworm)
Lineage: Eukaryota; Metazoa; Arthropoda; Insecta; Lepidoptera; Noctuidae
Exons: 3
Coding region: 243-578 (111 amino acids)
Source: RefSeq, a predicted model, not a curated record